AUGCGGCCGGUGCAAUUUGCAGAUGUGAGCGAGUCUUCGGGCGUCCCUCUCAGCCGGCACCUAAGUCUCAUCGGGUAUCUUUUUACUGUGUUCGUCAAAGACGAAAAUACAAAUCAAAUCCUACGCGGUGGCCCUAACAUCUGCACGGCAGACGCGAAUGAGGGAGAGCCCGUCCACGGCCGUACAGGCACAGACAAGCACUGCACGCCUCUUGAUCCUCGUUUGGAGGGGCGGAAUCCUCUAAAAGCGCCCGUACCCAACGUUUAUCACAUUCAGGAAUUUAAUGUAGAGAAUGAUACUGCAAACAAAAAAAUAUUGACUCUCAGAAACGUCUGA
Molecule: messenger RNA, 336 nt
Organism: Chondrus crispus (carragheen)
Lineage: Eukaryota; Rhodophyta; Florideophyceae; Gigartinales; Gigartinaceae
Exons: 1
Coding region: 1-336 (111 amino acids)
Source: RefSeq, a predicted model, not a curated record